Messenger RNA from Schizosaccharomyces osmophilus, 1884 nucleotides. Its product is annotated as 5'-nucleotidase, NT5E family. Gene Ontology annotation, cellular component: cytosol. NCBI's taxonomy places the organism in Eukaryota, Fungi, Ascomycota, Schizosaccharomycetes, Schizosaccharomycetales, Schizosaccharomycetaceae. The coding region runs from base 1 to 1884 and encodes 627 amino acids. The transcript has a single exon. Gene Ontology annotation, molecular function: nucleotide binding; hydrolase activity, acting on ester bonds; metal ion binding. Gene Ontology annotation, biological process: nucleotide catabolic process. The record is from RefSeq and is a predicted model, not a curated record.
AUGAGAAACCAGCUGCUAAAGUUUCUAGUUUCAUUGACGAUUAUAAUUCAAAAUUGCUUAGGAAUUGUCCUACCACAAACACUUCGUCGAGAACUGAAAUGGGGACAGGUAAACAUCCUUCACACAACAGAUAUGCAUGGUUGGCUUGCUGGACACGCACAUGACAAGCGUUACUCUUCAGAUUUGGGGGAGUUUGUUUCGUUUAUCAAUCAUAUGAAACAAUUAGCUGAAGAAAAAGACGUCGAUUUACUUGUUGUAGACACUGGUGAUCUUCACGAUGGUACGGGUUUAUCAGAUCUCACAAAUCCUCCUGGCUCUUGGACAAACGAUUUGUUAAAGAAUGUACCUUACGAUGUACUUGUGGCAGGGAAUCAUGAGCUAUACUUGCCAAUUGUCAUGAACGAUACAUAUCAUAACUUUAUACCUUCCUGGAACGGACGAUACUUGGCCAGUAAUGUCGACAUGUAUGAUGAAAAAACUGAUACAUAUACUCCUUUUGGAGAAAAAUAUGCUAUCUUUGAUACUCCUCACAAUGUUCGGAUCCUUAGUCUUGGGUUCGUGGGUUCAUUUUCAGGUGGAUGCAACGAAGCGCGAGUUCUUCCAAUGGAAAUUACUCUCCAACAUUCUUGGUGGAAUGAAAUACGAGAAUUAGAGGACAUUGAUUUAAUUUUGAUUGCUGGUCAUAUUCCUGUGCAUGAUUCCUCUGAACUAGAUCAACUUCUUUUAAAACUUCGAAAGGAAUUUCCGGAUACCAUAAUUCAAGUUCUCGGUGGUCAUUCUCAUAUCCGCGAUUACGCUGUAUACGAUGAAAAGGCAGCUGGUCUCCAAUCAGGCCGUUACUGUGAAACGGUUGGAUGGGCUUCUAUACAAGGCCUUCCUUCCUUUACAUCUUCAAAAGCCAGGUCAAAUUCUUUUUACCCUGUUUUUCCAUUUUUCUCUCCUUUAAUAGAUUAUUCGAAGAAAGUACUGGAAACAACCCUUUACUUUACCAAUCCUUCCGUAUUUUCCCGUUCUUACAUCGACUGGAAUAGGAAGGGAUUCAUUUACCAUUCCAAUGUUCAUGAUUUCAAUUUUGAUACUAUCGAAGGGUCAAAACUAUCGCACCAAAUUGCUAAUGCCAGAAAACGACUUAAUUUACUUGAUCCUUUGGGCUGUUCUCCAAUAGACUACGGAUUUUCAGAAGUUCCUCGAAACGCUUCAAACUCUAUAUACCAUCUUUUUGAAACAGAAAUCUUUCCAAAAACUAUUAUCAACAAAUCAAGGAAACAUUUACCUCACUACAUCAUUAUAAACACAGGAGGUAUUCGUGGUGGUCUACAGCAAGGCUCCUUCGGCUUGGAUGAGUUAUUUCAAGUUUCCCCUUUCAAAGGAAAUAUAUUUUAUGUUUUGAAGGAUGUUCCUUGGUUCAUUGUUAAGAACCUUCCUUACUGGCUUGAACAUAGUGGUUAUCUUAGUAUAUAUGAUGAGCCUUCUACUUUUUUGGAUACUCCCAAUACGUUUGAAAAAGAUUUAGUUUACACAAAGUCAAAACCAAAAUCAGAACAAGUGUCUUAUGGCUACCAGACACACGACGACAUGGGAGAUGAUGGUGAUGAUACCAUUCAUCUUCCAAUUCCACACUAUGAUUCUGGAAAUUAUCUGUGUUCGAAAGUGAAUGUUGAUUUAGAUUUGGACCGUCACCCUAGACAGGUUGAUCUUGUUACUACAGAGUUUGUCAUUCCUAGACUGAAUUACAUUCUUAACAAGUUAGUAGGAAAAAGCUUGUUUACUAAAGAAGAUUGGAACCUUUACUUUUGGCGCAAGGACGGUAGACAUUCUAUGACCGAUCUUCUUGCUUUAUAUGCUGAAAAAUAUUGGGACAAAGAAUGCUUAUACUCAACAUAG